AGUAUUGAGGUAUGGGGGGUCGGUGAAGUUAUUAAAACUGUCGUGAGGCAAAUUGAAUUGUUUACUAUUAAAAUAUAUAUUGGUGAAUUUUAUUCCUCGUGACACUACAGUUGUUAGUGGUGCAUUUAAGAUAUUUUAAUGUCGAUCAAGUGUUUUGGGGCACCAACAAAGCGUCAGAGUUCUUGAUAUCUGCCUCAUGUCAGGAAAACAUCUAUUAUUCGGAAGACUAAGUGACUUCGAGGUCUUACUUCUUAAGGAAGGUAGCAGGCUAGGCAUAGGUUUUUGAGAAACAUCUGGGCAAGUGUCAUGUCCUAUAUGAUGGGAUUAUCUGAGGAAAUGAACAAUAAUGCAACCACAUCAGGGGCUACAAUAUCAAUGGAUGAUUUAUAUCCAGCACUUUUUGAGUGUUUUGCAGUUAUUUUGUGUGGGUAUAUUGCAGGACGGCAGAAUUUGCUAUCCCAGGCAGAAACUAAAGGGUUGGAUGCGUUUGUAAGAGUUUUCUCUUUGCCAGCUCUUAUAUUUCUGUCUUUAGCAGAGCUUGACCUCCGUACGGUGAACUGGACGUUUUUAUUGUCAAUACUGGUGGCAAAGAGCAUUGUAUUUUUAUUAGUAGUUAUCAUCACAUUACUUAUUAGUCGUCCUGUGAACCCUGCACGGGCAGGGCUCUUCGCCAUCUUUUGUACACAGAGUAAUGACUUUGCAAUUGGCUAUCCGAUAGUGGCAGCCCUGUAUUCGAAUGUACACCCUGAAUAUGCCAGUUAUCUGUAUUUGAUGGCACCCAUAUCCUUAGCAAUUUUAAAUCCUAUAGGAUUUAUCUUAAUGGAAAUUGGAAGACACAAUAGCACAACAUCGUCUGAACUAUUUCAGCAGCAUAGUAAAAUAUAUUUGAUUCUGUCUGUUGCAAGGAGCAUUAUGUGCAACCCCAUUGUGUUUAUGACCAUCUUUGGAAUCAUUGGCAACUUGAUAUUUGAUCACCAUUUGCCAUCAAUUAUAUCUGGCUUAUUAAAGGUAUUGGGUUCUGCAUUUACUGCUGUGGCAUUGUUUUCACUUGGAUUGCGGAUGGUUGGAAAAAUGCAUACUUUAAAUGGUUCAUCACUUCUUGUGCCUGGAGUUCUUAUUGCUGUGAAAUUGUUGGUGUUACCCUUAAUAACUCGUGAAGUUGUUAGCCUGUUCCAUGCUGGUGAAAAUUCAACAGACACUUUAGACCUUAGCACGUAUGGAUUUUUAUACGGGACAUUCCCAUCAGCUCCAGGAGUGUUUGUGUUUGCAACACAGUACUCAGUUGAUAUUGACUUGAUUGCCAGUUCAAUGGUUGCAUGUACCUUUGUCUCAGCUCCACUCAUGUUUGUGUCAGCAAAAAUGAUUACUGUUGACAAAAUGGCACCUUCAAGUUAUCUUCAAGAGCUAGAUUCAUUUGCAUUUGACAUAAGUGUAGCUGGAAUUGUUGCUUGUGUGUGGUUGCUGGUUAUCUAUAUCUGUAACAAGAAGUACAAGAAAAUUCUCCACAGAGUAACAUUUUGCUUAAUUAUUUCACAGCUCAUUGCCUGUAUUGGUGUUAUAUUGUGGUCAGUGCUGGAUCGCUCCAAAACCUGGGCCUUAUACCUUCAGUUUGCAUUUUACACAGUCGGUGUAUACAGCUCUCGAUUGUGGACUGCAUUCCUGGCUAUCACACUGCUGUUUUUCCAGUGUCGAAGUCUGUGUUUCGCAUUGAAAUUGCAGCCAUAUUUUAUGCUUACAGGCUGGGGAAUUCCCCUGGUGAUUGUAAUAUUUUUGGUGCUCUUCGUUAAGCAAGAGGACAUGUCUGUGGAAAAGUGCAACCCAAACUUUCAGUUUGGAGGGGUACAAGCUAUAAUAACUGUCAUUUUGCUUGUUCUUUGUUUGACAGUGACAGUAGGCUGUUUGAUCCUGCAUCAGAGGUACUGGCGACGCUAUGCACGUUACUUGUCCUUGGUCCAAGAUAUUAAUACAUCAGAGCCCAGACAUUCAGGAAGUAUGUCUUGCAGUGUACUCCCAGGAAUAAAUAAUUGUAUGAAAGACACAACAGAACCCGAAGGACCAUGUAGUAGCAGCCCAAGAGCCACUACAAGCUCACAGAUUAUGGACAUAGAAAAUUUGGAUGAGAAUGGUGUUCGUACGUGCCCAUCACAAUUCAGCUGCCCUUCAGACACUCGAGCUCGGUGUCAGCAACGUCUGGAAGAUUAUUAUUUAGAGCAAGAUGACAUUGAGGAUAGCGACUACCAGGUCCUCAGACACGUUGUGCUUAUCAUUCUGCUUGUCUCCUCGAUGUUCACUGGCAUUGCUCUUUCAGUGUGGACUUUAAUUAUGGAGGCUAUGUCAGGAAUAUAUGUCGAACUGUCAUUUCUUGAUGCCAGUCUCAACUUCGGCCAGAGCAUAUUUGUAUUUGCUAUUUUUGGUCUCAGUCCUAAGGCAGCGAUUUUACCAUUCAUAAAACUAUGGCGGAGGGUGCGAUAUGGAACAUCUACCUUAAGCUUGCCACAAUGGGAAGAACUGAAUUUUGAGACACGACAUGUGUGUGAUCAGUUUGUUAUGCAUCAUUUGGAGAAAUGUAGAAGUGAUAUUUCUGAAGAUAGAAGAUGGCACUUCCGCACAUAUCGAGAAGUGUUCAAGGGAUCUGCACUUGUGACGUGGUUGAUAGAAGCUGGCCUGGCACGAGACCGACAGGAAGCUGUGCAGUAUGCCACUGAUUUAUUGCAGGGUAGGGUCAUUAGGCAUAUAAAUGACCUUCAUCAUUUUCAUGAUCAAUCCCUUCUGUAUACAUUUUGUGUAGCACAACGUUAG
This is a messenger RNA of Schistocerca cancellata (South American locust), 2799 nucleotides long. It is a transcript of the gene anchor, whose product is annotated as integral membrane protein GPR155. Gene Ontology annotation, cellular component: membrane. Bases 307 to 2799 code for a protein of 830 amino acids. Lineage: Eukaryota; Metazoa; Arthropoda; Insecta; Orthoptera; Acrididae. Gene Ontology annotation, biological process: intracellular signal transduction; cell surface receptor signaling pathway; transmembrane transport. Gene Ontology annotation, molecular function: transmembrane signaling receptor activity. The record is from RefSeq and is a predicted model, not a curated record. The transcript is spliced from 15 exons.